This is a messenger RNA of Knipowitschia caucasica, 507 nucleotides long. The record is from the annotation of a GenBank genome assembly. Lineage: Eukaryota; Metazoa; Chordata; Actinopteri; Gobiiformes; Gobiidae.
AUGUCGUGUCACAUUUACGAGGGGCCAGACCCCGAAACGAAGACCGUCCGGUUCUCAACAAGACCGCAACAAGACCGAGAGGAGAGAGUGGUAGAGAUCCAGCAGAGCGCGGACGGUGGACUGCUGGAACCUCAUCAAGUGGCCCGCAGACCUCAGACCUGGUCCGGUCCAAACCCAGUCUGGUUGAUGAUCAUCGCGUCCGGUCUCUUUCUGCUCUGUGUGAUCCAGCUGUUUGCCGUGGUCUCCCGCACCUACCACUGGUGUCUGUGUCCUGAGCACUGGACUCGUUUUCACUGCAGCUGUUUGUCUGUGUUUCUGGAGAAGAAAACCUGGAACCUGAGCCGCGCUGACUGUGAGCAGAGUGGAGCUGAUCUGAUCGUAAUCGACAGCAGAGAGAAAGAGGUAAAGUGCAAGAACAGCGCCCUCUUUGGAGAGGAGCACACACAGCUCUGGUUUGAAUGGUUUUUGGUCCACUACCUCCUCAUGAAGAGACAUGUGUUGGUUUGA